CCCCUCUCCUCUUCCCUUUCUGCAUCUUCCCUCCCGCUUCUAGGGUUUGGAUUCCUUUUUUUCCCCGAUUGCUGGGCUUCGAUUGCGUCCUUAUUCUCCCCAGAGAUGAUGCAGCCGGCGGGAGGGAUGGGCCAGGCUCCGAUCGGCGACCAGCAACCCCAGGGGCAGCAGUGGACCGCGAUGUCGCUGCCUCAGGCGCCGUCGCAGGCACAGUAUUACCAGAUGCAGGCGCCGCUGAUGUGGAACAACCAGCCCUCGCAGGUGCCCCCGCCUGUGCCGUACCAGGCUCCUCCGUCGGUGCCUAUGAUGGCCCAGCCGGCGUCUGCAGAUGAGAUCCGGACGCUGUGGAUGGGCGACCUGCAGUACUGGAUGGAUGAGGGUUAUCUCUAUGGUUGCUUUGCCCAUACUGGAGAGGUUGUUUCUGUAAAAGUUAUUCGGAAUAAGCAGACUGGGCAAUCUGAGAGUUAUGGUUUUAUUGAGUUUAUAACCCGUGCAGCAGCUGAACGAGUUCUUCAAACUUACAAUGGUCAAAUGAUGCCGAAUGUUGAGCAAACUUUCCGGCUUAAUUGGGCAUCAUGUGGAGCAGGUGAGAGACGUGGAGAUGAUGGAUCUGACUACACAAUUUUUGUUGGGGAUUUGGCGGCAGAUGUUACAGAUUACCUGCUACAAGAGACGUUCAAGAAUCGAUAUCCAUCAGUUAAGGGUGCAAAAAUUGUGACUGAUAAGCUUACAGGGCACUCUAAAGGCUAUGGUUUUGUUAGAUUUGGGGACCCAAAUGAACAAUCAAGUGCCAUGUCUGACAUGAAUGGAGUUUAUUGUUCAACAAGGCCCAUGCGGAUUGGUCCAGCUGCCAACAAAAAGACAUUGAGUUCUCAACAAUAUUCUUCUGAUGGUUCUCAUCAGAAUCUUCAAGGAAUUGAAUCUGACAAUGAUCCAAAUAAUACUACUAUAUUUGUUGGUGGAUUGGAUCCAAAUGUCACAGAUGACAUUCUGCGGCAAGCAUUUGGCCUAUAUGGGGAGUUGGUAUAUGUUAAGAUACCUGUAGGCAAGCGUUGUGGAUUUGUUCAGUUUGCCAACAGGGCCAAUGCAGAAGAGGCUUUGAGACAACUAAAUGGAACACCAGUGGGUGGUCAAAGUGUCCGGCUUUCUUGGGGUCGUAGUCCCGCAAAUAAGCAGCAGCCACAACAAGAUCCCAACCAAUGGAAUGGAAACUACUACGGAUACACUCAAAGCUAUGAGACAUAUGGAUAUGCCCCUACGCUUCAAGAUCCUAAUACAUAUGGAUAUGCUGCCUAUCCUGGGUACAAUUAUCAGCAACAACAGCCACAGCAGCCACAGUAUUCGUGGUAGGUGGAAAAUUCAUAUGCCUGCUCCUAAUUGCAUCUCUCAGAUCCUCAAAUAAGGUUUGUGCACAUGCACAACAUAAAUAGAUACUAUAAUGAGAUUGUCUAAGGGUCUCCUAGUCACCAUGUGCUUAAUUUGACUUAAAACUCAUCAUUUUGGGGCUUGAUUUCUUCUUUUGGCGUGACCAAUUCAAAUUUUAAUAAUUUUUAUGCCUUUUCAUAUCAUAAUAAACUGAGCAUUCUUGUUUUCCUUGUUUAUACAAAGAGUUGCUUUCUUUGGAAUUCCUUUGAACAAGUCCUACAUUUUAGCUAGAAAGUUCAUGUAAUAAUUUGACAAUUUAUCUUGCUGGGCCUUCCAUCUCAAAGUUCAUCUUGGAGGAACUAACUUUUGUCUUGCCCUGCAGUGAUUGAUUUUGCCUAUUAAA
Messenger RNA from Zingiber officinale, 1768 nucleotides. Its product is annotated as RNA-binding protein L-like. The record is from RefSeq and is a predicted model, not a curated record. Gene Ontology annotation, molecular function: mRNA binding. The transcript has 7 exons. Bases 106 to 1350 code for a protein of 414 amino acids. Lineage: Eukaryota; Viridiplantae; Streptophyta; Magnoliopsida; Zingiberales; Zingiberaceae. Gene Ontology annotation, cellular component: cytosol.